Molecule: messenger RNA, 1234 nt
Organism: Hansenula anomala
Lineage: Eukaryota; Fungi; Ascomycota; Saccharomycetes; Phaffomycetales; Wickerhamomycetaceae
Gene: END3
Product: End3p
Exons: 1
Coding region: 1-1188 (395 amino acids)
Biological process (GO): endosomal transport; actin filament organization; endocytosis
Cellular component (GO): actin cortical patch; mating projection tip; cytoplasm
Molecular function (GO): calcium ion binding; protein binding
Source: RefSeq, a predicted model, not a curated record
AUGGCUCCAAAACUAGAGGAAUGGGAAAUCAAGAAGUAUUGGGAAAUCUUCAGUGGGUUAAAACCAGUUGAUAAUAAAUUAACAGGGGAUCAAGUUAGUGUUGUUUUGAAAAAUUCAAAAUUAAGUGAUUCAAAUUUAUCCACAAUUUGGGAUUUAUCAGAUAUUGAUAGUGAUGGAUCUUUAGAUUUUGAAGAAUUUUGCAUAUGUAUGAGAUUGAUCUUUGAUUUAGUCAAUGGGACUAUAUCAUCAUUACCUUCACAAUUACCUGAUUGGUUAGUGCCUUCAAGCAAAGCACAUUUAAUUCAAGCAAAUAGAGCAUUAUCUGGUCAAGAUCAACAGCAAUUGAGGUAUUCAGAUUCGGAAGAUGAAGAGAGUAGUUUGAGUGAUCAGUUUGAUUGGUACAUUUCUCCAAAUGAUAAGAGUAGAUAUGAAGAAAUUUAUUCAAGUGCAAGUGAUAGAUUUGGAAGAAUUACUUACGAUUCAUUGAAUGGAUUAUACAACACAUUACCAAAUGUUCCAGCUACUGAUAUUAGUUCUGCCUGGAAUUUAGUCAAUCCAAGAUCUUCAGAAACAAUAGAUAAAGAUCAAACCUUAGUAUUUUUACACAUGUUAAAUCAAAGAUCCACAGGGAAAAGAAUUCCAAGAAGUGUACCAAGUUCAUUGAGAGCAACAUUUUCCAAAGAAACCCCAGAAUAUUCACUAGAUUCCCAUCAAGCUGAUAUUCACAAAAGUGGUAACUCUAAACAUUCAUUUGCAGACAAUUACCUAGAGAGAAUUGGAGGCUCUGAAUUAUCCAAGAACGUUAAAGGUACCGAUUUUUCAUCUACAGAGGGUACAGACUGGGAAGAAGUUAGAUUGAAAAGAGAAUUGGCAGAUUUAGAGGAAAAGGUCCGUCAAAAGGAACUAGAAACUGACUCCAAAACUAAUGAAAGAAAUAAUGUUUUAAAUGGUAAUGGGACAACAAGUAACAAAACUUUACAAAUAAGAAAGGAACUAGAACAAUUAUUGGAAUAUAAGCAAAAACAGUUGGUUCAAGAUAGUAAAACCGGUGUUGAUUUAUCAGAGAUCUCUAAUGAUAUAGAUACUGUGGAGAGUCAAGUUCAAGUUUUGGAACAAUAUUUACAACAGAAAAAGAAUGAAUACAACGAGUUGAAGAAUCAAAUAGCACAAGCAAAAUCAUCAGCUUAAGAUGCUAAGAAGAGGUGUUCACAACUCUAAUAAUUUAAAAUGCGAG